AUGAGGAGGUUCAAAAGGGGGAACUAUUGUUUUUUCAGACUUGAGCAUCAGUUGGAUCCUCCUAUAGACUCAACAGAGCAACAUCCACAGUACAGACAGAGGCUGCUGAUCAGCACAGAUGAGAUGAACGUUCUUCUGGUCAUCACCGUUAUGUUCGCUCUCCUCCAUCUGGGGAAAAAUCAAUCCUGCACGACAAAAAGUGGCCAAGAUGAGUACAAGGACUUUGUGAAGAAACACUUUGUUCAGAAGAAAUUUGACAGGAAAUCAAGGGUUCAAUGGAAGAAGUACAUAGAAGAUAAAGGCCUGUGUCACAGAGAGGAGCAGUCCUUCCUCGAGCAGGAGGAUCAGAAAAACGUCGAGGCGAUCUGUGGUGUCAAAGGCCACCAGGUACAGGACAUCUACCAGCCAAAGCAGAAAAACCUAUGCAUCAGUACUGGGAAGAUGAUUAUGUAUCAUUUGAAAGUCGAAAACAAGUGUGAGGUUACAGUUUGUCGGCGUGAAAAAACACCGGUGGUUGUGGCUUGUAAUAAAGUUGCAAACAAGUGCCUUCCUGUACACUUUCAGGAGUUUGCAAAACAAAAAGCAGGUACCACCUCCUGCAAUGGAGGCUGAGUUCCUGGAGCUGUUUAACAUUGGAUCCCAGUUGUUGGCUCAUUGUUUACCUGACAGCUAAAACUUCUUUCAAGCUCAUAGUUAAAGCCUUUAUUCAUUUAUACUACCUAAUGUUUUAAGCCUGUUGAAUGCAACACUGAUAAUGAUCCAAAUCAAUAGGCCGCAUGUCUACAUGAUUCACUUUUCCACAAUGAGUUGACUUUUUAAUUUGUCUCCCUUCGGCUAGAGAAGCUUGCUUUCUGCAUUAAACAUUUGUAAAAUUGGUCUGCAGUAGUUCAGAAAUAAAAGC
Messenger RNA from Pungitius pungitius (ninespine stickleback), 901 nucleotides. RefSeq lists its product as uncharacterized. Bases 1 to 612 code for a protein of 203 amino acids. Lineage: Eukaryota; Metazoa; Chordata; Actinopteri; Perciformes; Gasterosteidae. The transcript is spliced from 3 exons. The record is from RefSeq and is a predicted model, not a curated record.